AUGUUGGUUAUUGAUCAAGAGAAUGAUCGUGCGCUUUUGAGUAGACAAGCUAGGUUUGUGCCGAGAAUGUGGAGUUGUUUAGCUGGAUUUAUUGAGCCAGGGGAAAGCUUAGAAGAGGCUGUGAGGCGAGAGACAUGGGAAGAGACUGGGAUUGAAGUAGGAGAAAUAGUCUAUCACAGCUCUCAACCUUGGCCUGGUAACAGUUGUUGGUGUAGAGUUUCUUGA
Eruca vesicaria subsp. sativa (arugula) is the source of this 225-nucleotide messenger RNA. The record is from the annotation of a GenBank genome assembly. Lineage: Eukaryota; Viridiplantae; Streptophyta; Magnoliopsida; Brassicales; Brassicaceae.